Molecule: messenger RNA, 1347 nt
Organism: Lasiodiplodia theobromae
Lineage: Eukaryota; Fungi; Ascomycota; Dothideomycetes; Botryosphaeriales; Botryosphaeriaceae
Product: Set domain-containing protein
Exons: 3
Coding region: 1-1347 (448 amino acids)
Biological process (GO): peptidyl-lysine monomethylation
Cellular component (GO): nucleus
Molecular function (GO): protein-lysine N-methyltransferase activity; protein binding
Source: RefSeq, a predicted model, not a curated record
AUGCGCUGGCUUCCUUCCGCCUCCGCAACCGUUUCCGACAAGGUCAAACUGGACGACCUGAGGCACCGUCGCGCUGGCAGAGGUCUGGUCGCCGUGCAGGACAUCCAGGAGGGUGAGGUGCUCUUCGCCAUCCCCCGCUCCGCAGUCCUCAGCGCCGCCAACUCCUCCCUGUCCACCACCCUGCCCCAGAUCUUUGAGGAACUGGACCCGUGGGGCUCGCUCAUUGUCACCAUGAUCUACGAGUAUUUGCGCGGCGAUGCUUCGCCGUGGAAGCCGUACUUCGACGUCCUCCCCACCGACUUCGACACCUUGAUGUUCUGGUCCGACGACGAGCUGGCCGAGCUGCAAGCAAGCGCUGUGCUGCAGAAGAUCGGCAAGGAUUCGGCCAACGAGCUGUUCAACGGCACCGUCAUCCCCCUCCUUCGCCGCCAUGCCGACGUCUUUUUCCCUGACCCGGCCUCCGCCCAAGGGGUCACUGAAGACCAGCUCUUGGCGCUAGCCCACCGCAUGGGCAGCACCAUCAUGGCUUACGCCUUCGACAUUGAGCCCGACCAAGCCACCAAGGAGGUUGAUGAGGAAGGUUACGCCUCGGAAGAGGAGGACGAGGCCCUGCCUAAGGGCAUGGUGCCCCUUGCCGACAUGCUCAAUGCUGACGCCGACCGCAACAACGCACGCCUGCACUACGGCCCAGACGUCUUGACCAUGGAGGCAAUCGCUGACAUUAAGGCUGGAGACGAAAUCUUCAACGACUACGGCCCAUUGCCACGAAGCGACCUGGUGCGCCGUUACGGCUACUGCACUCCUUUUUACGAGCAGUAUGACGUUGUCGAGAUCCCAACCGACCUCAUCGUCGAGUCCUUCAAGGGUGUGACCUCCGAUCAGGAGAUCGAGGAAAAGCUUGCCUACCUGGAGGACCAAGACCUGUUGGAGACCGGCUACGACAUUGGUCGCAACCCCGAAGAAGACCCCGCGGCUGUCGUGAGCCCGGAGUUGGGCCUCCUGCUCGCCACGCUCUACCUCCCGCACGCAGACUUCCAGCGCAUGCAGAAGAAGGGCAAAUUCCCCAAGCCGGACCUUACGCCGCAGAUGGCUGCUCUGAUGCAGCAAGUCGUCGCCAAGCGCAUUGCCCAGUAUCCCACCUCCCUUGCCGAGGAUAUGCAACGCGUGUCUUCUGGUACCGACCUGGGCAACGCCAGGAAGGCUAUGGCCUGUGCGGUGCGCAUUGGGGAGAAAGAGAUCCUGGAAUCUGCCGCAAAACUUCUGACAAAGCUCGCAUCUGAUUCGUCCAAGAGAGAUGGCGACGACGUCGGUGAGGGCUCGUCGAACAAGAGAAGGAGAGUCGCCUAA